AUGUCCAGGCCCAGCAGCAGAGCCAUCUACUUGCACCGGAAGGAAUAUUCCCAGAGCAUGGCCUCAGAACCUACCCUCCUGCAGCACAGGGUGGAGCAUCUGAUGACAUGUAAGCUGGGGACACAGAGAGUCCGGGAACCGAAGGAUGCCCUACAGAAGCUUCAGGAGAUGGAUGCACAGGGUCGAGUGUGGAGCCAAGACCUGAUCCUGCAGGUCAGGGAUGGCUGGCUCCAGCUGCUGGACAUUGAGACUAAGGAGGACCUGGAUUCUUACCGCCUGGACAACAUCAAGGCCAUGGAUGUAGCACUCAACACCUGCUCCUACAACUCCAUCUUAUCCAUCACUGUGCAGGAGUCUGGCUUUCCGGGCACCAGCACUUUACUCUUCCAAUGCCAGGAAGUAGGGGCAGAGCAGCUGAGGACAAGCCUGCAGAAGGCCCUGGAGGAAGAACUAGAAGAAAGACCUCGAUUUGGAGUCCUUCAUCCAGGCCAGGACAGGCGGAAGGGGUAUCCUCUGGAAAGGCCACUCCCUAUACAUCAGGCACCCCCUCUGGAGCAGAGGUCCCUUCCAGAGCAGAGGUUUCCUCUAGAGCAGCCACACCACAUGACCCCAGAACGCAGCAUCCCACCAUCCCCAAGGUCCCUGACACACUACCCAAGUGCCCGAGAACCAAGUGUCUUCACUCUGCCUCCUCCUCCAAGGCGUGCUCCAUCUCCUGAGGACCCAGAGAGGGAUGAGGAGGUACUGAACCAUGUCCUGAAAGACAUUGAGCUGUUCGCUGGAAAGCUGAAGGAGGCCAAGGCGAAGGACAGUCAUAAGAAGAGAAAACUUGGGAGAAAAAAGACCAAGGCUCAAAACAAGAUAACAGAAGCACAGUACAUUGAUUGCUUCCAGAAGAUCAAGCUGAGCUUCAACCUCCUGGGGAAGCUGGCCUUACGGCUGCAGGAAACAAGCGCCCCCGAGUUCGUGGACCUCAUCUUCCAAACCCUGAAACUGAUCCUGCCCCAGUGCCCCGAGGAUGGCCUUGCAGCCAAAGUGAUUUCCCCCCUCCUCACCCCCAAAGCCAUAGACCUGCUGCAGUCCUGUCUAAGGCCACCUGAGAAUGCUCUCUGGAAGUCACUAGGCACAGCCUGGACCACCAGCUGGGUUGACUGGACAGGCGAUGAACCACCACCCUACCGACCCACAUUCUCGGAUGGCUGGCAGAUUCCGGAGCCCUACUCCAUGGAACCCCUAAGAACCCAGGAUUCUAUUUCCCUCGGAGCUUCUAGGAGGAGCAGCCUGCAUUUCCCUCAGGAUGAGCCAUAUAACCACAGCUCCGAACACGAGGACUCACACCUCCCCCCCUCCAGCCCCAGACCUGCCAAACCAACCCUGAAAAUGCAAGUCCUGUAUGAGUUUGAAGCAAGGAAUGCACAGGAGCUGACUGUGGCCCAGGGAGAGAUUCUGGAGGUUCUGGACCAGAGCAAGCGUUGGUGGCUGGUGAAGAAUGAGGCAGGACAGACUGGUUAUAUUCCCAGCAACAUCCUGGAGCCCCUGCCGGCGGGAGCCCCUGGAAGCCACAGACCAUCAUCCUUUAGGGCUCCAAUGCUUCGUCUUAGCUCCAAGCCUGAGGAAGUCACAGCCUGGCUACAAGCAGAGAACUUCUCUACUAUCACUGUAAGGACCCUUGGGUCCCUGAUGGGGAAUCAGCUACUUCACAUGAGACCUGGGGAGCUGCAGAUGCUGUGUCCACAGGAGGCCCCAAGGAUCCAGACCCGGCUGGAUGCUGUCAGAAGGAUGCUGGGGGUGAGGUCCUGA
Molecule: messenger RNA, 1800 nt
Organism: Peromyscus eremicus (cactus mouse)
Lineage: Eukaryota; Metazoa; Chordata; Mammalia; Rodentia; Cricetidae
Gene: Eps8l3
Product: EPS8 like 3
Exons: 17
Coding region: 1-1800 (599 amino acids)
Biological process (GO): positive regulation of ruffle assembly; Rho protein signal transduction; regulation of Rho protein signal transduction
Cellular component (GO): ruffle membrane; vesicle; plasma membrane
Molecular function (GO): actin binding
Source: RefSeq, a predicted model, not a curated record